AUGGAGGGGGAAGUGCCGGUGUUGACUUUUUUCAAAAUCAACAAAAAGGGAAAAGCCCGAAAAGUCUCCAAAGAGAUUUACUUAAGAGAUGACGUUUGCUGCGGCAUUAAGGGCUGCUGCCACUGCCCCCCCAGCAGCCAAACCAGCUGUUUAGCAGCAGAAGAGCCCAUCUUGCUGCCUUCUGCUGCUUUUCUGGUGGCCUUUAUUGACUUCGUCGAAAGCGACCCUUCUUUCAACAACUGCUGCAUCCUCUCCUCCGUCCUCAACCAAUUUAUUUCCGAGAAGAAGCCAACGGACUCGAAAGUGAUAUUUGAAUUUCAUUUAAAUGAAAAAGAAAUUCAAAAAAAAAUUAAAAAUGAAAAACUCAAAAAAGGAAAACUCAAAAUACACCCCGACUGCUGCUGGAGAGGCACUGUUGUCUGCGCUGGGGAGGAGAUAAAGAUAAUAGGAAGGCGGAACUUGAACAGAGCUUUCGAGGGAGACAUUGUUGCUGUUGAAGUAAUUGAAGAAGACACAGAAAGCAGCAGCAGCAGCAGCAGCAGCAGCAGCAGCCGCAGCAGCAGCAGCAGCAGCAGCAGGAGUUUGGAGGAGCAGCAAAGAGAAGAAAAGCGCCAAAUUGAGGUGUAUGCGGAGCUUUUGGAAACUGAAGACGAUCCCCUCCUAAACGAUCCCCAGUGGGAGUCGCCCGAUCCCGAUCCCAGCAGCAGCAGCAGCAGCAGCAGCAGCAGCAACAGCAGCAGCAGCAGCAGCAGCGGUCUUUUGGAAGAAGAGAGGAGUGAGGAAGUGGAAAGAAAUGCAGGAAAUAAAAAGAGAAAAGGUGAAAAUCAAAAAGAGACAAAUGAAGAAGAAAAGGAAGUGCAAAAAGACGAAAAAAAGGAAAAUCAAAAAGAAGUAAAAGGAAAUCAAGAAGAAACAAAAGAGGAAGAAGAAAUAAAAGAAAAAGAAAUAAUGGAAAAAGAAAUAAAAGAAAAAGAAAUAAAGGAGAAAGAAAUAAAAGAAAAAGAAAAAAACAAAAAAGAAAAAAAAGGAAAAGUUGUUGGAAUAAUUCAAAAAGGCAGAAGAGAGUUUUUCGGCUCUUUGAAGCCUCUGGACGAAACCCGAGCUUUAUCUUCUUCGGCGUCGAUAGAGCGGAUUUUUGUGCCCGUCGAUCCGCGGAUUCCAAACAUAAUAAUAAAAACCCGCCAGUCCAGAGAACUCGACGGCAAAAGAAUCGCCGUCGCCGUCGACGCCUGGGCUCCCACGCAAAUGCUCCCCCGGGGACACUGGACAGAAAUCCUGGGAGACUUCGGAGACACAAAGACGGAAGGGUAA
Molecule: messenger RNA, 1311 nt
Organism: Eimeria tenella
Lineage: Eukaryota; Apicomplexa; Conoidasida; Eucoccidiorida; Eimeriidae
Exons: 7
Coding region: 1-1311 (436 amino acids)
Cellular component (GO): exosome (RNase complex)
Molecular function (GO): 3'-5'-RNA exonuclease activity
Source: RefSeq, a predicted model, not a curated record